AUGUAUCGCCUAAGCCGAGCCUUCCAUCAAAGAAACACCCUACCAAAUCCCUUCCAUACGCGACCUUUUCUCAAACGACACCGCCCAUUCUCCACUCUUCCCCGGCACUCAUCUCCGGGACCAUCUGUAUCUGAAGCCCCGCUAUUCGACCACUACUACGAUGCCAUCGUGAUAGGAGCCGGCGGCGCCGGCCUCCGCGCCGCAGUCGGUCUGACCGAGUCAGGGUUCCGCACCGCAUGCAUCACGAAAUUGUUCCCCACACGCUCCCACACCGUCGCAGCCCAAGGCGGCAUCAACGCCGCGCUGGGUAACAUGACGAAAGACGAUUACCGCUGGCACAUGUACGACACAGUCAAGGGCUCAGACUGGCUAGGAGACCAAGAUGCAAUUCACUAUAUGACAAGAGAAGCGCCGAAGGCUAUAUACGAGCUAGAGAAUUACGGCAUGGCGUUUUCCAGAACAGAAGAUGGUCGCAUAUACCAGCGGGCUCUUGGGGGACAGAGUCUGGAUUAUGGGAAAGGAGGGCAGGCGUAUCGGACUGCUUGUGCGGCGGAUCGGACGGGUCAUGCCAUGUUGCAUGCUCUGUAUGGGGAGGCGUUGAAGCACGAUACCCAAUUCUUCGUUGAAUUCUUCGCCCUUGAUCUUCUCAUGGUCGACGGUGCCUGCGUGGGGGUCAUCUGCCUCUCUCUUGAAGACGGCACGCUGCAUCGCUUUUUUGCGCGAAACACUGUCCUUGCGACGGGCGGUUACGGCCGGGCUUACUUCUCCUGCACGUCUGCACAUACUUCCACCGGAGAUGGUAAUGCCAUGGUUGCCCGCGCGGGUCUUCCUAACCAGGAUAUGGAGUUCGUGCAGUUCCACCCCUCUGGGAUCCAUGGCGCCGGGGUGCUCAUCACGGAAGGUGCUCGCGGGGAGGGCGGAUAUCUCCUCAAUGCGCACGGCGAACGCUUCAUGGAGCGGUAUGCCCCGACAGCUAAAGACCUGGCUAGUCGGGAUGUAGUAGCAAGAGCUAUGAAUCUUGAGAUUCGCGAGGGCCGGGGCUGUGGCCCGGAUAAGGAUCAUAUCCAUCUCCAGCUGUCUCAUUUACCUGCUGAGCUCAUCCGUUCACGGCUCCCUGGGAUUCUUGAGACGGCAUCAAUUUUCGCGGGGAUUGAUAUCACUCGGGAUCCUAUCCCUGUUGUUCCUACGGUUCACUACUGCAUGGGCGGGAUCCCGACGAACUAUAAAGGCCAGGUGCUUACUACUCGUAUCCGCACUUCGACGGGGACAAACAUCCCAGAUGCAGAGGUAGAACCCGUCCCAGGCCUCUACGCAGCCGGCGAAUGCGCCAGUGUCAGCGUGCACGGCGCCAACCGACUCGGCGCAAACUCGCUCCUGGACAUAGUUGUCUUCGGCCGGGCGUGUGCACUCCACAUCGCCGAGACCAACGAACCCAACAUGCCGCUUCACAAUAUCCCACACGAUGAUACUCCUUCGUCAAGUCUAGGCCAAGACUCUCUAUCAAGCCUAUCCACGAACCUCCACGCAACAGGCGACCUCCCGUCUUCUUCACUACGGCACAACCUCCAACGAGCCAUGCAAACGGACCUCGCUGUGUUUCGCACGCACGAAUCCCUUACCACAGGACUGAGUAAAGUAAUCCAAGUGCAGAAUGAUUUCUCCACGCGACUAAGAACAAGCGAUAGAAGUCUAAUCUGGAAUUCGGACCUAGUAGAGACACUGGAGUUGAGGAAUCUGCUGACGUGCGCGGCGCAGACGGCUAUGGCGGCGUUGUGUAGGACGGAGAGUCGGGGGAGUCAUGCGAGGGAGGAUUUCCCGGAGAGGAACGAUGAGGGGUGGUUGAAGCAUAGUUGGACGUGGCAGAAGGACGAAAAAGAGGAGGGGGUUCGGGUGGGGUAUCGGGGGGUGAUUAUGAAGACGUUGGAUGAGGGGGAUUGUAAGAGUGUGCCGCCGGUGAAGAGGAGCUAUUGA
Molecule: messenger RNA, 1971 nt
Organism: Aspergillus welwitschiae
Lineage: Eukaryota; Fungi; Ascomycota; Eurotiomycetes; Eurotiales; Aspergillaceae
Product: succinate dehydrogenase flavoprotein subunit
Exons: 4
Coding region: 1-1971 (656 amino acids)
Biological process (GO): mitochondrial electron transport, succinate to ubiquinone; tricarboxylic acid cycle
Molecular function (GO): flavin adenine dinucleotide binding; succinate dehydrogenase (quinone) activity; electron transfer activity
Source: RefSeq, a predicted model, not a curated record